AUGGGUAAGAUUAAGGGAAAAGUGGAUUCAUUAAGUGGUGAGGCGAUGGCAUGGAAGCAAGCAGUCAGCAUUGAAUUGGACGACGUAUUUAGUGGAGAUUUGGGACGAGAUAACGGGUGGGAUAGGGUGAGAUUUGGGUUGUUUGAGGGAUUUAUUGUGUUCGGAUGGGAUUUUGAGUGUGAAAUUUUGAUAAUUUUUAGGGUUUUAAGGGGUUAUUUGAGGGGAAUAAGGUCAUAG
Molecule: messenger RNA, 237 nt
Organism: Anisakis simplex (herring worm)
Lineage: Eukaryota; Metazoa; Nematoda; Chromadorea; Rhabditida; Anisakidae
Source: the annotation of a GenBank genome assembly